This is a messenger RNA of Pedinophyceae sp. YPF-701, 960 nucleotides long. Lineage: Eukaryota; Viridiplantae; Chlorophyta; Pedinophyceae. The record is from the annotation of a GenBank genome assembly.
AUGAGCGCCUUCCUCGCCUACAAUGCCAGCCAGAAGGCGGACGCGCCGGCCCCGAGCCCCAUGCUCAAGUUCGCGCGGGACGUAGUAGCGGGCACCUGCGGUGGGGUCGUCGUGACCCUGGUUGGCCACCCGUUCGACACGCUGAAAGUUCGGCUGCAGACCCAGCCGGCGGACAAGCCCAUCUACAGUGGCGUCGUUGACUGCGCGAAGAAGACGGUGCAGUGGGAGGGUUUCGGGGGGCUGUACAAGGGCGUGGCGUCUCCGCUGGCCGGGCAGAUGUUCUUCCGCGCGUCGAUGUUCUCCGCGUACGGGUACACGAAGCGCUGGCUCAUCACCGACUCGAACGGUGUCGCGAGGCCGAUCACCCUCAAGGACGGCUACCUCGCGGGCGCGAUCACCGGCGCCGUGGCGUCCCUGACGGAGAGCCCGAUCGACUUUUUCAAGUCGCAGAUGCAGGUCCAGAUCAUCCGGGCCAGGAUGGACUCCUCCUACAACCCCCCCUUCACGACGGUGUUCGGCGCCGUGCGCGCGGCGUUCGCCGCCAACGGGAUGCUCGCGCCGUUCCAGGGCUGGUCGGCGACGUUCAUCCGCAACGUCCCCGCGAACUGCGUGUACCUCGGCUCGUUCGAGGCUGCAAAGAACUACGAGGCCGCCCGCCGCGGGUGCACCGUCCCGGAGCUGCCCGCGCCGUUCGUGCUGACGUCCGCCGGUAUCGGCGGUCUGCUGUACUGGGUCACGGUGUACCCGAUCGACGUGAUCAAGUCGGCGAUGAUGACGGACGCGCUCGCGAAGACCGAGCGCCGGUACCCGUCGUUCCUGGCCACGGCCUCGAGCCUGAUGAAGGAGGGGGGCGUGAAGCGGUUCUACAAGGGGUUCGCGCCCUGCCUCAUCCGCGCGAUGCCGGCGAACGCCGCGAUGCUCUUCACCGUCGACAAGGUCACCGAGGCGUUGAGCAUGUGA